ACAGUUGUAAUGUACCCAUACCGCUCGGUUGAUGUAUUCUGAUAGUUGAUUGCUAUUUGUGCUGCCAUAUGACAAGGAAUUAUCGUUUUAAUUGUUCAGUCGGGCACAACAUUUAAUCGGUGCUGAGCUGUAUAUUAGGCCUAUUUCUAGAGUCGCAGAGAUCUCCGUUUCAAAUCUGUGUGCGGUGUCAAACGCUAGUCAUUUGGAGAUAAUGCAAAUUUUCUGUCGUUUUGAUUUCAGGAUGCUCAGCAUGUAUUUUGUGAUUUGUAGAGAAUAGUCGUCAGCGUUUUGCUGAACGAUUGUCUUUUUAACGAUUGCUCUGAAUUGGAAAAUAGUGCAGCGUAGACCUGUGAAUUGCUAGCUGGCUAGCAUAAAUUGUCUUAUAUAAAACAUGGAAUACCAGCAAACUGCAAAUACAGUUGCAGAUCACCUUCUGAGCUACAGCAAAGAUCAGUCGGGAUGGAAAGUCUGUAAAAAAUCGGGUGACACUGUUGUCUAUUGGCGGCCAUCCUCAGAAUUUCCUGGCAAUGUGUACAAAGGUGAGGGAGUUAUUAACGCCUGUCCUGAGAAGGUAUGGGAGUGCUUGAAGCCGGAGCCCAAUGGCAUUCGAGUCAAGUGGGACAGCAAUGUCAAGAAGUUUGAGCUGCUCGAACAAAUCACUGAGGACAUCUCAGUCUGCCGAACUAUAACUCCCUCAGCUGCCAUGGGCAUCAUAUCGCCACGAGACUUCGUAGAUGUUAUUUUAGUAAAGCAAUAUGAAGAUGGCACCAUAACAUCAAAUGCCACCCACAUAGCACACCCUGAGUGUCCUCCCCAGGCUGGCUAUGUCAGGGGCUUUAACCAUCCUUGCGGGUGCUUCUGCGCUCCCAUCCCCGGGGAGCCGGGUAAGACCCAGCUGAUGACCUUCUUCCAGACGGACCUGGGGGGCUACCUGCCCCGCUCGGUGGUGGACUCCUUCUUCCCGUCCAGUAUGAGUGAGUUCUACAACAACCUCACCAAGGCCGUCAAGUCCCUCAAAUAGCACACUUCACAACAGCCGUCAGUCAUCAGAGAAAAUAACACAAGCAUACACAUACACAAGCACAAACGUGCGUGCUCUCUCUCUCUCUCUCUCUCUCUCUCUCUCUCUCUCUCUCUCUCUCUCUCUCUCUCUCUCUCUCUCUCUUUCUCUCUCUUUCUCUCUCUCUCUCACACACACACACACACACACACACACACACACAACUGUCCAUCCAACUGUCAGCCAGAGAUAUUUUAAGGAUAUUUUUAUGAUUUAAGACCAGGAAUAUUUCUUAAAGAUAAGGUUUUAUUGUUAAGGGAACAUUGUUUUUUCACCAGGUCAGUAUACUGUAUAUGAAAAAAAAACAUAAGGAUUCUGUUACCUCUGACUUUGUAUUAAUCAACACACUUUGGCCAAUGUUAGGAAAUUAUGUACUGUAAAAAUAUAUUGAUCUUUCGUUUUGUUUUACUGUAUUUUUGUUUUCUUGUUUUUUUAAUUAUUGGACAUUUGGACCAGAAAGGGAAAUUAUGAUGAAUUUUCUCCAAUCGCACAAACUACACAGUCCUUUGCAUUUCUUGUACAAUAUGAAAUUCAUUCCUUUUUUAAUAGAUAAGUCAUAUAUGAGGCAUGUUUGCGAAAAUCUGCACAAAUCAUACGAAGUUGAGGCCAAGCCUCUAUUUUCAAAACAACAACAUUGUGAUCAUUGUAUUCUCGUAUGUAUUUGUAUUUCUCCUCAAAUAGGAAUGGCAUGUUUCACACUACCCAGCUGCAGUCAAAUAGACUGCCAUCUCAUCUAUUCCUCUGUAUUCCUCCAUAUAACAAUUUAUAUAUAACAGGUCAUCCUUGACCCAGAAAGGGAAAAAUGUUAUGAGGCAAAGGGAAAAAACUGGGAUGAUUUAGCCAAAUCACUCCUAUUGGUUAAUUGUGGUCACGUGACACAUCACAGCAAAUCAUGUGAGAGGAUGGAGGAGAGUGCUGGACAUUCACUCUCUCGACCCACCUGUAGGUGUCAGGAACUCUUUUAGAUCAUCUUUCCUUUCUCAAAUAAUGAUCAGGUGAAGCCAUACGAAUACAAAUAAUUAUGUCAUGCUGGUCAUUCACCCUCGACCCACCUGUAAUGUACGUGUCAGGAGUAGAGCCCUUUUAGAUAAGCUUUGCUUUGAACUUACUCUCCCAACCCACCUGUAGUUUCCGUUUUACAAGUGCUGUCUCAAAGCAUAAUGACAUAAAGGGAAGGAGUGCAAAUAAAUGUAAAGGGAGCAGUGAAGUGACCUUUGUACUUGUUUAACUAAACAAAACUAUUUGACUGCAGCCAACAUCCUUCGUAACCACCCUAAUUGUUUCUUGUUUACAUUUUAGUAAAAAAAAUAAUAAACUGACAAAAUAAUUGGAAAGGGAAUGGAACGAUGUGUUUAUAGACAUUCCCCAUAUGGCUUUGUUUGUUUGUUUGUUUGUUUUAACCUGCUGAAUGAGCAGUCAUGUUGUGUGUUGUGUGUCAAUGGACUCGCUCUCAUCUGGGAGGUGUGUCCACUGCCAUUCACACUGUGAUCAAUGCGCUAGUUCAACAUAAGGGAGCAUGACUGUCUGUCCGUGUGUCCUGUCGGACCUCGUGUAUGUUUGUGUGUGUCUGCAUCGCUCAGUGUUGUGUACUGUAACGUCAGUGAUAUGCAUGAUUCUUCAACAUGGUUGCAAAAAAAGAAAAAGAGAAGAGCCAUAUGUGUGGAUGCCAGGUGUCGCCCUGGUAUCCCAUCAAACCUUUUUUGGUAACUCUUUCUAUGAAGUAUUGUAUUCACAGCACUUGUAUUCAUUUCGCACAUUCAGGAGGGCCUAUGCAUGCAUAAAGUGUAUAACAUUCAUAUUACAGCCAUAUUACUAUCAAAUUAUAAUAUGGCAUAUACCCUCUUCUAACUUCAAAUAGCAAUGCAUUCUUAUGCAUUGCGUUAUAUAAAGCUUCACCUGCAUAUGAGAGCGGUACUGAGCUUACAUAAAUAAGUGAAUAUGAAUACUUCAACCCUUAUUAAGAUUUAUAAAAACAUUUGUAACCUUUUUUGAGUGUGUUGUCCCUUUAUGAAUUUUAUGAAUACAGUAGUCAUUGAAAGGGUUACCAGCUUUUCGUUUUCGUUACUGCCUGCCUUUCAUAGUUGCAUUCUCUUUGAAAUUACUCUCUUUUCCAUUGCCUUGUUUGUGUGCCAGAGCCAAUUGAUAUUUUUUUUUUUAGUUGUUAGAAUUUGAGUCUGUUUGAAUUUGUCCUCAGCCUUUCGCCACCUAGUGCUCUCAGUGGCUCUCAAAGUCAUCACUAGUAAUAAUUUCAGUCAUCUGUUGGCGAUGGGUUGAUUGUUCCAGUCCGUGUUGAAUGCGGUGUUCUGACAAUUCCUCCACACUGAAAUCGAUUGCUGCUAUGGAAAGUGACUUAUAGUAUGUACUGUUGUUAACUUUGAAAGCUUGAUAACUUGCUGGUACCUUGACAGAAACAAUCAAAUCACUUAUGAAUCACUUCUUGAGAUUUUUUUUGUAUUUCACCAGCAUCCGUAAUAAAACGAAAUGCCACCA
Engraulis encrasicolus (European anchovy) is the source of this 3550-nucleotide messenger RNA. RefSeq names its product StAR related lipid transfer domain containing 5 (gene stard5). Lineage: Eukaryota; Metazoa; Chordata; Actinopteri; Clupeiformes; Engraulidae. The coding region runs from base 392 to 1021 and encodes 209 amino acids. The record is from RefSeq and is a predicted model, not a curated record. Gene Ontology annotation, molecular function: cholesterol binding; cholesterol transfer activity. The transcript is spliced from 6 exons. Gene Ontology annotation, biological process: cholesterol import.